Messenger RNA from Suillus plorans, 1253 nucleotides. RefSeq lists its product as uncharacterized. Bases 169 to 1116 code for a protein of 315 amino acids. Lineage: Eukaryota; Fungi; Basidiomycota; Agaricomycetes; Boletales; Suillaceae. The record is from RefSeq and is a predicted model, not a curated record. The transcript has 13 exons.
UUGAUUUUGCACCGCAAUGCGUUCUUCGCCCGAUCAUCGGAGGUCUAGAUGUCGAUCAUGCAGAUUUUGGCGAUAUCAUUAGGUGAUGAACAGUGAUAUAUCUAGCACGAAUGCCAUCGUUAUACACCACCAACAUUCCCCACUGGUUCACUCACCCAUCCCUCGAAUAUGCCUGUGGUCUUAAAUGAUCCAAUUUAUUGGCCAUUAAUCGAUUCGAAUAUUUUUUUGAGCUAUUGGAUAGUUGCCGCUGCUGCUGUCGUAGUAUACGAUUGGGUACUAACAAUUGACCAAGAGAUUGAACUGAUCUGGAAGCAACGCUGGUCCUUCAUGACUGUGCUGUAUUUGGUUAUACGAUAUAUUGGAAUGCCGUUUUCUCUUAUGAAUUUUCUGCGAAUCAUGCCAUUAGUCUCGCUGACAGAUACAGUAAGCAAUAUUAUGACCAAUACACUGAAUUGGAUAAGUGUGGCCGUAGCUGCCAUGUUGGGCGCCAUCAUGACUAUUCGGUUGUAUGCCAUGUAUGAGAGAUCAAGAAUUAUGCUUAUGUUCCUUGUUAUUGUUUUCUUGGCUGUCAACAUUGCCUGCGGAGUAAUCACGGCAAUUGGACUCAAGAAUGACCCAGCAGUGGAAGUGAUACUCUCUGGUACACAUGUGUGCGAACCUGUUGGGACCGACCAGCUCCUCGUUUCAAUAGUUUGGAUACUCAACAGUGUUUGGGAGUUCCUUGCACUGUGUCUUGCACUCUGGAUUGCUGUGAAACAGUUCCGUGGCCUGCGACGACUCGACUUAUCGACAGGAUCGACCAUUGGGGACUGUUUCAGAGUGCUGAUACAAUCUCACGUGCUUUAUUUUGCAAGCUUCGCUGGUGUCUCCUGCCUCCAGCUUAUCAGUGAUCUCUCUCCAGCAAUAUUGAAUUCAGAUUCUAUCGGAGUUCGGGUACUCAUUGGGAUUCUUCAAAUUAUAUCGGUCAUACAGAUGUUUGUGCUGGGACCACGCCUCAUCCUUAGCGUUCGACAACUUAACGCCAAACUCGUGGUCGACUCCGCUGCAGAAACUUUUAGCAUGAAUUCGAUUGUCUUCCAGAAGCAUGUACAUGUGUCAACUAGCAGUACCAUCUAGGGACGUACUUACUGAGUGGUCUGCAGGGAGAAGACGUUUUGUGGAGGAUCCGUCGUGGUAUUUAUUUAACGUAUGGUGUUUAUUUAACAUAUGGCGUUUCGAAGUAUGUCUAUAUUUCUUGUUGCAUCACUACUAAA